UCAGUUUAUAUUCACUAUUUUUUUUCCAAUAAGUAGUAAUUGUUUAUAUUUUCUAGGGGGAAAAAAAACACACACACAAGAAUGAUGACGUCUCUGUGUUUAAGUAUGCAAACGUGUGAAGGCGGUAGGAAGGAAUAGUCGCCGGUCAUGCCUUACAUCAUUUCCUCACUGAAAAACUGGAUAUAUUACCUUCUCUCAGGUGUCAAUCAGUGCUGCUCUACAAUAUCGAUGCUCGGAGAAACAUAUUAGAGAAGCUUGAGUCUUCUAUAUGGGCCAUUUUCUUUCAAAAAAUGGAAAGCGUGUGAAGAAGAGAAGACGGAAAGUUAAAAAGAACUGCCUUCUCCGUGGACCUUGUAUGUUGUGUUUCAUAGUUCAUAAUACUUCUUCUCUUGACGAGGAUCAGUUUGAAAGUGCAUCCAAAUUAGCUGAGCGAUACGCUGCACUGACCACGACAGAGGAAUGCGCUAAGUUUCUUCUUUCUCCCAAGGAACUUGCAAUCUGGGAAGAACAAGGCAAGAGUUUACUUUCCAGUGUUCCAACCACACUGAUUGGGCCAUCUCUGUUUAGAACAGUCUCAUCAGAUUAUUUGGAUAUGCCAGUUUGCAAACGUAAAUGUGCUGGAGUGCAAACGUGUACACCUCAUAAACUGCCUCGUUCUGCAUUGGAGGGAGUUCCUGACACUGGUUUAAAUAAUGACGUAACAGAGCAUCCAGUACCUGCACGUACUUUGCCAGCUUCCACAGCAGAAUGCACUAGUGUAGGUCUUCAGGGGAACAUGGGUGACUGCUCAUCUCUGCUACAAUGUCCGGUGUCCCCUUUGGGACCUGAAGACAAUGAACUUCUUCCCCAUGAUAACUUAAGAAUGGAAUCUGAACCACCGAAUAUAAAUCAACUUCCGUCCUCAAUACUUCUGAAGGUCUUUGCUCAUUUAACUUUAAAGGAGCGAUGCCUUUCAGCAUCUUUGGUUUGCAAAUACUGGCGUGACCUUGGUUUAGAUUUUCAAUUUUGGAAACAGUUGGAUCUCAGUGGUCGACAACAGAUCACCGAUGAUGUGCUUAUGCGGAUCGCCUCAAAGAAUCGAAACACAAUCCAAAUUAAUGUUUCUGAUUGUCGGAGUAUUUCUGAUACAGGAGUGAGUUCCAUAGCAUCGCAAAGUCCAGGACUACAAAAGUACAUUGCAUAUCGAUGCAAACAGCUCAGUGACAUUUCUCUCAUUGCAAUUGCUUGCCAUUGCCCAUUUCUUCAGAAAGUACAUGUGGGAAACCAGGAUAAGCUUACAGAUGAAUCCUUGCAGCAGCUGGGAGAGAAGUGUCCAGACGUUUUGGAUAUCCAUUUUGGUCAAUGUUAUAAGAUAACAGAUGAAGGCAUGAUGGCAUUGGCUCAGGGCUGUCCAAGGCUGCAGAGAAUCUACAUGCAAGAGAACAAACUGGUGACAGAUAAAUCGGUGAAAGCAUUUGCAGAACAUUGUCCUCUACUGCAGUAUGUGGGUUUUAUGGGCUGUUCAGUUACAUCCCAGGGGGUCAUCCACCUCACUCGGCUGAAGGAACUCACUAGUUUGGACCUGCGUCACAUAACCGAGUUGAAUAAUGAAACCGUAAUGGAAGUGGUCAAGAGGUGCAGAAACUUAAGCUCUCUGAAUCUUUGUCUGAACUGGAGCAUUAAUGACAGAUGUGUAGAAUUCAUAGCUAAAGAAGGACACAGCCUAAAGGAGCUUUACCUGGUAUCCUGUAAAAUUACAGAUUAUGCUCUGAUAGCAAUUGGUCAGUAUAGCACAACCAUUGAAACAGUGGAUGUAGGCUGGUGCAAAGAAAUCACAGAUAAGGGAGCAACACAGAUCUCGCAGACGAGCAAGUCCCUUAGAUACUUGGGACUUAUGAGGUGUGAUAAGGUGAAUGAAGAUACAGUGGAGCGUCUAGUUCAAGAAUAUCCACAUAUCACAUUUAGCACUGUGAUGCAAGAUUGCAAGCGGACGCUAGAACGGGCCUAUCAGAUGGGGUGGAUUCCCAAUACAUCAACGGCAUCGUAAUGCUGUGAAGAAUUUUCUGUAUUAUCACUUUGUGGUUCUAGUAAUUCUUAAAUACAGUAACAUAGCGUGAGUAUGAGAGAAGUCACAAGUAUUGGCUCUGCUGGACUAAUCUAAUAAUCACAAAAAACAGUACAUUUCAACUUUUAUGUUCCAGUUUUGACAAUCUUUGCCCUGUGAAGGUUUAAAUCGUGGAUUUUCGGAUAGCCAUUGAAAGGAGUUAAAAAAUACAAUUCAGGGCAGGUAUCAAUUCUAUCCCAAAGUCGUCUUAUUUUAUGAAUUAUUUGAUACCAGUUGUGGUUUUUUUUGCGUCUUUUAAAACAGCUGAAAUCAAAUUUACUGAAAUGUGCAUUCAGCAAGGUUAACUGAAAGAUCUGUCUCCUUCCUAACUCAUUUUCUGCUCAAAGCUACAUCUGAGCCCUUAAUAGAUGUAAUGGGAUUUUUCAGGUAUGACAGUCUUCAACUAAAUUAAUCCCGUUAUUCUCUUGUUCAACAGAUCCUUUUUCAGAUAAUCUGUUCAGAUUACAUCUCAUUUUAUUAUAAGCUUGGUUAAAAAUCUGAAUUUCAUUUUAUGAAACUUUGUUCAUCCUUGAAAUAAUCAAUUACGACUGAUGAUAAAGACUAGCAACAGCCCUAAUAAGAUUUCACUGUCGACAUAAGAAUCAAUGGAGUGUUUUCCCCUGGAUCCAAACUUUUAACUGUGGCCAGCGUAUACAAUAAUGACUGACAUUUUAUUCCUGUUUGUAUGUUCUUUUUCUACAUACACAGUUAUUAAGAACUGGCUUGAUCAAGACAUAAUUUUUAUAACAUGGGUCAAAGUAAAAUAAAACUACCUUUUGUCAGUUAUAAAAUUGUUGUAAAUAUCAUGUCUGAACACUUUAUCAAUAAUUUAGCUGAAGUGUUCCAAAGGGUAAUAGUUAAAGUUGAGGGAAUAAUGCUGGAUUACUCUGUUAUUUAAUAUUUGUCAUUAAAUGAACAACUUCUGUGAAAAAGACUGUACACAUUAUGUUGUAUUUCAUAUUCAAAAGUCAAGAACUUCAGUACUUUGGUCUUCAGUUUCUGACCAAAGUGAUCCAACUUUAGAAUACAGAGCAAGUGUAUAAUUCGUUCUUUCUUGCACAUGAUAAUUGUGAUCUACGAGCUCCUGAGUUACUUACAAUAUCAUUAGAAAACACAGUAUGCAAAGUGUGAAUCUAUGUAUGUUUUAAAAGUAAAGGGCCAGCGAGGUGUUAGCCAUCUUACCAGGACAUCAUAGGGAUCUAAAAGAGGAUGUGUGUGUUUUAAAUGUAAGUGUUUCAAAAAUACAAGUCGUUCAAGCUAGCUGCAGAAUGGACGUUAAUGUUCCAUGGCUGUUCUAAAAGUGAAGCAUAAGAAUGAAGGAGAAAGAAAAGACAACUUAAAAGAUGUUUGGUAAAUACUGCCUUUGAGAACCCAUGUAGUAAAUGAGCAGAUUAAGAUAACUGGCAGUAACUGAGUAAUGUGUCUAACUGGAGGUCUCUGUGGGUCUUGUCUCAGAUUCUGUACAAACACGUUAAACAAGUUUGUCAAUUUUCCAUUAGAUUGAUUUUUCUCAAGCAUAGAAGAAUCAUCUAGUUUUCUUUCUGAGACUCAAACCAUUUUCCCAAUAUUGUAUCUUUCUGUUAAUUCUGUGUUGGAAUGUAUUAAAGAAUUUUGGAAUUCACAACUGAUGGAAAUGAUUUAAUUUGGGGAUGUACCAACAAUUUGGGGAAUGCUUUGCAAUGUUUCUGUGAAAGGGCUUUGGCUAGUUAGAAUGCAACCUUACACAGUUAUAGGUUAAUUACCAAAGGCUGCUGAUUAAAGGAAAGGAAUAUUUACAAGUUAAAGUAGUUCCCUGCACCUUUUCUACCCAAAUAGCAACGAUUGUUAUAAAAUUACCGGGCUUCUGCUUUAAGAUAUGUUGCUGGCAAGGAAUCUCACCAUUAUGGAUAUCCUAAUUUCCUUGCUGCAUCAAUACUUUCAGUUGUACAAAACAGCCUGUUAAAUCUUGGAUGAUGUACCCAUCCCAGUGGCAGCAUGCAGAAAGGUGAGCCAGUUCAGAGUGAGCUCAGCAAUGGUGGCGCAGUGGCUCAGUGGUUAGCACUGCUGCCUCACAGUGCCAGUGACCCCAGUUCAGUUCCACCCUCGGGCAACUGUCUGUGUGGAGUUUGCACGUUCUCCCCAUGUCUGUGUGGAUUUCCUCCCACAGUCCAAAGAUGUUCAGGUUAGGUGGAUUGGCUAAGCUAAAUUGCCCGUAGUGUUCAGGGGUUUGUGGAUUAGGUGAGUUAUGGGGGUGGGUCUGGGUGGAAUGCUCCAAGGGUCAGUGUGGACUUGUUGGGCUGAAGGGCCUGUUUCCACAAUGCAGGGAUUCUAUGAUUCUACAGAGAAUAGACAAUGGAAAAACAGGCAAUUCACCUAGUGUUGAUAUUUUUACCCCACAAGUCUCUUCAUGUCUUAUCACCUUUAAAUCUGUCUUUCAACAUAUGUUUCCUAUUCUGUUUUAUCUCAGGGGUAGCUGGGAAUGUGGAGUUGAGGUUACGAUCAGAUCAGCCAUUGUCUUAUUGAAUGACAAGGGCUGGGUAGUGUGCUCCUGCUCCCAACUUCCACGUUUAUGUACUAGUCCUGUUGCCUUCUGAAAGUGUCUAAACUAUUUGGCUUAGCCACAUCCAGUGGCAUUAAGUUUUACACUCAAAAUAUUUCCUGAGGCAGAUAACUUCUCUCAGUUCCCUAUUGAACUGAACUCAUUCUUAACUAAUUUGUAAUUUUGGCCCUCAGUUUCGAAUUCUCCCCAAAGUGGAAAUAUUCUCUCCUCAUUUACCUUUAUAAACCCUUAGAAAUUCUUCUCAAAAUGCCUUUCUCAGUGUUCUCUUUUCUAAAGAAAAAACCUCCAAUCUAUUCAGUCUUUCUAGACAGCUGGAAUUGCUUUUUUACAAUAAACCCAUUUUUGGCAGUAUCUAGCCAACCAUGUUUUUGCCUCAGGGUGGCCUGGUGGCUCUGGUCACUGACAAGUCUCUGUCAGACCAUGAAUUUCAUGGCAUUGCAAUGCAGUACCCUAUCGAGAUGUGAAAGUCCUUUCAAAGUUCCUCACAGAUUUUUAUUUCUUUUCAAUGAUUUGGAUGUUCCAUAAUUCUAUCGAUUUUCCAAACAGUAAUAAGUUCAAAACAAUUUAGGACUGUUUAGUGGUCAUACAUAAUCCACAAAUCUUACAUUUUAAUGAUACUAAAAACUGUGUAACCUUAAUGAAAGAAAUAUGUGACAAGCGCAUAAUUUCAAUACUUAAAAUGGACAAGUUUCCUCAAAAUAUAGAAUUUUUAAAGUUCAGAAGCCUGUUUGAAAUCUUGUAUGUAGCUGUAUUGAUAAAAAGUAUCCUCUGUUUUUUUGGCUGUGUUUAUUAUUUUUUCUCCUAUUUUUAUAUCAGUUGAAACUGCAGAGUUAGCCUGAUGAUUUUAUCUCACAUAAAUAUACACAAGCUGAGAACAAAUCUAGCUUUUAUCUGCAAGUUGCACAUACAAUUUCUAAGUAAGUCAUUGAUCUUUUUUGUUACUUAUGUAUGGAAAAUUGAUGCUGACUGGAAUAGGUGCACCCAUAAUUUUCAUUCACACAAAUUAAUUUUAACAAAGCCUCAAGCAAGGUUUGAGAUUACAAGGAUUUCCCAUCCAAUUAGUGGAUAUCUGGACUAGAUUCUCAAAUGAUGAAGUGUUACUACUGCUUUCCUUUAACAAAAGAGCUGUGUAAGUAUCCGGUUAGGAAUGAGAUUGAGAGUUGUAAUAAUGAGUACUGACAGAAAUGAUUAAUGGGACAAGAUGAUCCUGUUCUGCUGAAACAAUGGAAUGACAUGGCAACUGGACAUGGAUAACUAAUAUCGGGCUUAUUGUCAAGUCUGAGGUUUCAUCUCAUUUGCCUUUCUUCGGAAAGCUGUGAGAGACUUUACAGAACUUUUGUUUAGCUGGGUUUGAUAUGACCCUAAAUAGAGAACUAUACCUGUAUGAUUUGUGAAAGGAAUGUUUGAUGAGCUGACUGGCCUUUUCUCAAUUCUGGCCUUGUUUGAUUCUCAACAGAUAUUGAUUUCCAAGUGACUUAGGACACUUUUUUAUGAAUAGAAAUUUUUUCUCAACAGUGUAAAUUUGAUUUAUUUUACUAGGAAGCUGUUCAAUGAAAGUAAAUUGUAAUCUGUCACUUGUAACAUCAAACUGAUACAAGAUGAGAAAAUGAAA
Molecule: messenger RNA, 6234 nt
Organism: Stegostoma tigrinum
Lineage: Eukaryota; Metazoa; Chordata; Chondrichthyes; Orectolobiformes; Stegostomatidae
Gene: fbxl17
Product: F-box and leucine-rich repeat protein 17
Exons: 11
Coding region: 269-2026 (585 amino acids)
Biological process (GO): SCF-dependent proteasomal ubiquitin-dependent protein catabolic process
Cellular component (GO): SCF ubiquitin ligase complex
Molecular function (GO): protein binding
Source: RefSeq, a predicted model, not a curated record